CCUAACAAUCAAUAAUUUCAAAUCAUAUAAAACACCUUAUUAUAACUACUUAUUUUUCAAAAAAAAAAUUAAAAAAAAAUCUCAAUGGCAUCGACAUCUUUUAUGAUUGCAGUUAUUAUUGUUGUUGUUGCCAUUGUUGCUACUCCAGCAAUGGCAACUGAUCAUUGGGUUGGUGAUGAUCAAGGUUGGAAACUCGAUUUUAAUUACACAGCUUGGGCUGCUACGAAACAGUUCCACGUUGGAGAUAAGCUCAUAUUCAAGUACAAGAAAGACGUUCACAACGUGUAUAAAGCAGAUCAUGAAGCAUUCAAAAGCUGUACACCAAGUAGCGAUGUUACGCCAUUAACAUCUGGAAAUGAUGAGAUUUCCCUGGCUUCGUCAGGGAAAAAAUGGUACAUUUGUGGUGUAGGUAAACAUUGUGAAAAGGGAAUGAAACUUGCCAUUAAUGUUUUGCCAGCAGAAUCAGUAUCCCCUGCUCCGUCACCAAGUAGCCCUGGUUCUUCUUCUUCUUCUUCAUUUGCAUCUUCAAUUUCUCCCGAUUCAAAAUUUGUUGCUUUGUGUGUUGCUGCAUUUGCAAUCAUCGUCAUGAUCAUGACUUGACGAUGAAAUUAGUUCAUAUGGAGGAGGGGUGAGCUGAUGAUCAUUUAUCAAUUUGUUGUCGUUAUUUGUUUUCACAUUUUGAAUAAUUGUAAGAUAGUUGAGGCAAUCAGGACUCAGGAGUAGUGUCUGAGGCUCCUGGAUUUUAUGUUAAUUUCUUUUACUUUGUUUGUUUUAUUGAAGAUUUGAAUAUGUUUGUAUCCUACCUGAUUUGAUAUAUAAUUUAUUCUACGAUUCUCUCAU
This is a messenger RNA of Solanum pennellii, 840 nucleotides long. Its product is annotated as mavicyanin-like. Gene Ontology annotation, cellular component: plasma membrane. The transcript has 2 exons. Bases 85 to 600 code for a protein of 171 amino acids. Gene Ontology annotation, molecular function: electron transfer activity. Lineage: Eukaryota; Viridiplantae; Streptophyta; Magnoliopsida; Solanales; Solanaceae. The record is from RefSeq and is a predicted model, not a curated record.